AACAGGGGUGAUACAACCCCGUCCUUUCCAAAUAUCGGCGGCCGAGGGAGUUUAGAGCCAAUCGUCCAGCUGAUGUCGUUUGAUAUUUAGUAUUACCACCCAGAAAUCCAGUAUCCCCUCCCCAGUAGAGAUGGGAAGCACCAGUGGUCUCUUCUCUCUUCUUCGCAUCAACAACUGCUGUUUUUUUAAUCAGCUCCACCCUAUCAGACACCACAAACCUCCCCUGCAAAUCCACCGCAGGAGAGCACCAGGCUUUGGGCCAUCUCAGAGGCUCCGCCUUAGAAAUUUCAGCACGCUUGUUUGUUCUGCCGUUGAAGAUGAUGCGAGGGAUAAGCAGCAGCAACUGGGUGGCGGUGUUGGGUCAGUUGUUGAGGAGAGGCCUGUGGCUGAGGACUCAGGUGAAGAUACACUGCAAAACGUUGACCAAGAUAAAAAGGAAAAUGGUCUUUAUGAUUUUCUUUAUCCCAGUAAAGAGCUCCUGCCAGAUGAUAAAGAAAUGUCCAUAUUUGAUCAUCUAGAGGAGCUACGUCAGAGAAUAUUUGUGUCAGUUUUGGCAGUUGGAGCUGCCAUGUUGGGAUCUUUUGCAUUUUCAAAAGAACUGGUUAUGAUUCUUGAAGCUCCUGUUAAAGAACAGGGUGUUCGAUUUCUGCAACUGGCUCCUGGAGAGUUUUUCUUUACAACUUUGAAGGUAUCAGGAUACUGUGGUCUUCUGUUGGGGAGCCCCAUCAUCUUAUAUGAAAUUAUAGCUUUUGUUCUUCCAGGUUUAACAAAGGCAGAGAGAAUGUUUCUGGGGCCAAUUGUGUUAGGGUCCUCAGUACUUUUCUACGCUGGUAUCAUCUUCUCCUACUCGAUUCUCACCCCGGCAGCCUUGAAUUUCUUUGUUAAUUACGCAGAAGGAGCUGUGGAAUCUUUGUGGUCUAUUGAUCAAUACUUUGAGUUUGUCUUUGUGCUCAUGUUCAGCACUGGUUUGUCUUUUCAGGUUCCAGUCAUACAACUUCUACUGGGACAAGUUGGUGUAGUGUCAGGAGAUCAAAUGCUGUCAAUUUGGAGAUAUGUCGUGGUUGGUGCUGUUGUGGCUGCUGCAGUUCUUACUCCAUCAACUGAUCCUCUAACUCAGGUGCUUCUGGCAGGGCCCCUUUUGGGUCUCUACUUGGGUGGGGCAUGGAUGGUAAAGCUUAUGGGGCGGUGACUGGUUUCUGUUGGCUUGCAUCAAUACAUGGAUUUGUGCUUGGCCAGUUUUAUGCAAUGUAUGACAUAUGUAAAUCCCAAAAGGAUGUACCAUAAAAUGAUAUGAGCACAGAAUGGAAGGAGGAUUCUUUAUCUCGUUUCAAUCUUAUAGUUUAUUGUAGUUAAUUUUUGUAGCAGAUUAUUUGUCCAUGUGCAAUAAAAAGGGUGUGAAACUUAUUUCUUA
Molecule: messenger RNA, 1411 nt
Organism: Vitis riparia (riverbank grape)
Lineage: Eukaryota; Viridiplantae; Streptophyta; Magnoliopsida; Vitales; Vitaceae
Product: sec-independent protein translocase protein TATC, chloroplastic
Exons: 4
Coding region: 131-1189 (352 amino acids)
Biological process (GO): protein transport by the Tat complex; intracellular protein transmembrane transport
Cellular component (GO): TAT protein transport complex; membrane
Molecular function (GO): proton motive force dependent protein transmembrane transporter activity
Source: RefSeq, a predicted model, not a curated record